CCGCAGCCUCUAUAUAAAUAAUGUUCAGUGCUGACACAAUUGAUUAGUUGUGGAGUGCAUUGGGUUAACUUAUGCAGCCGAACGAGUCAAGCUAAGGCAAAAUGAAGGCGUUCGUCUUAUUGUUGGUAAUCGGUCUAUUCGCAGUACCAGGAUCAUCGCAGCCACUGAAUAAAGGACAAGCCGGUGCUGCAGGACCUGGAAUAAAGUCUAAAUGUUUCAUCCUCCUUGCGACAGCGGCCCCAGCAGCUACUCAGCAACCACAAUAUCAACUUGUAGUAACGAAUGGAGGAAACGGUGGAACUGGAGGGGGGGACUACUACUAUUACUAUACAGCCCCUGCCAAUGGGAACCGACGACGGCUAGGUCGCCUUCGUCGCAGACGUGGUCGAGGUCGAAAGCUUAUUUUAAGGCAAGCCGGUACUGGUAGAAGGCUUAGAAAUGGCAAGCGUGGGCGGCGAAUACGCCUCAGGGCUGCCGGAAAGUAGGCCGAUAAAAUAUGUGUAGUUAACAUUGAACUUUGCAUUCUGAUUUGCUUUUGCUAGAAUGAAUUUACUUGUUCAUAGCCACUGACAAAUAUAAAACACAAUCUGUUAGUCAUCUUUAAACGAUUUGCCAGCACUUAUAAAUAAAUUAAAUUAAUAUAAAG
Molecule: messenger RNA, 646 nt
Organism: Hermetia illucens (black soldier fly)
Lineage: Eukaryota; Metazoa; Arthropoda; Insecta; Diptera; Stratiomyidae
Exons: 2
Coding region: 102-485 (127 amino acids)
Source: RefSeq, a predicted model, not a curated record